This is a messenger RNA of Phycodurus eques (leafy seadragon), 6816 nucleotides long. RefSeq names its product mitochondrial calcium uptake 1 (gene micu1). The coding region runs from base 5463 to 6380 and encodes 305 amino acids. Gene Ontology annotation, molecular function: calcium ion binding; L-lactate dehydrogenase (NAD+) activity. The transcript is spliced from 8 exons. The record is from RefSeq and is a predicted model, not a curated record. Lineage: Eukaryota; Metazoa; Chordata; Actinopteri; Syngnathiformes; Syngnathidae. Gene Ontology annotation, cellular component: uniplex complex. Gene Ontology annotation, biological process: mitochondrial calcium ion homeostasis; calcium import into the mitochondrion.
GUGCCUCUUUUUAUUACUCACUCUUCCCUCCUAUUGUGGACAACGACAAUACUCCCUGUUUGUGCAGGGGAACAGCUAAGCUAUUUUUUUGUUUGUUUUUGUUUUGUUUUUUUAAUUUAAUCUUUCAAUAUCUCAGCCUCAGCAAAGGUCUAACCACAAACCUCUUUACAGGACAGGACCGUGUAAUCCAUUAAUUCUCAGGGUAAUGUAUCGAUUUCCCUAUUGUGCAGAGCAGGGCAGUGGAUAGAAACAUUUGCUGUAUUAAUGAAGACUAUUACUUUAUAUGUGCCCAUUGAUGAUCAAACGUUGGGUGUCUGCAAAAUUAUUUUGGAAAACAUCUGUAUAAAUAGAUUGUUUGUCCCAUUUAUUUUGCUGACCUGUUGAUGAUUUAUAGAUUGUGUUCUGGAUGAUAACUUUUGUCAUGAGGUGGUCACUGUUUGGAAAGUCAAACGCCCUUAUAUGGAAAAUACCUAUUUGGAUAUAUGAACUCUGCCCCACUGCUAAUCUGUGCAUUGUCAUCAUGGCAAUAUGUCCAUUACCAAAGUGUACGUCUGUUUUUUAAGCAGUUGACUGUAGAUGAUUGUUGGGAACAGAAUGCAUUUGAAAAUCACUAGAUGAUUUCAGGUUCAAAUACAUGUUGGACUGUGUCUGUCAAAUUUAUUUAGAAUUGAUUAUUCUAUCGAUUAUUCCAUGUGUUAAACGGAUGGGGAAAAACAUUAGUUUAUUGCAAAAUAUUUCUUUCCUAUUGAUGUCAACUGAUUAUUGUUGUUGAUUUGGUAUUGUUUGGUGAUUAAACAAAACCAAAUAAAGAAAAAUUAAGCAAUAUGAUCCGAGAGGGCAUUUAUACUUACCAAUGUUUUUGAAACAGAGCUUCUUCUUUGGUUACAGAUUAAUGUGAAGGGCUACUAGUUUGAUAAGUACUUCUGAGGCUGCUUCAGAUUCAACUACAUAUGAAUUACAGGUUAUUCAUACAAAGACUGCAAACAAAAUUGUAUUUUCAUGAUAGAUUAAAAUGACUAGUUUUUUUCCAUAGAGUCAGUGAUUGGUUUGGUUCAUAAAAUGUCAGAAAAUAGGCAAAAAUGUUUAUCAUUGUUUCCCCCCCAAAAAAAUGUUUGCAAAUGUCUUUUGAUUAAACACAAAGAUAAUCAGUCUGCUUUCAUGGAUGACUAAUGAAGUCAGAAAAUAUUUACUGUUGAGGGGCUGCAAUCAGAGGAUUUGUACAAUUUUAAGUUAAACAGUGCCUCUAAACGAUUAAUCGAUUAUCAAAAUAUUUGUCGAUUGAUUUGAUGAUAAGUUAGUUGUUACACCCCUACAUACAUAUUUUACUAAACGACUCUACAUGAUCUUUAUAAACUCUAUUUGACCUGGAGCAGGUCAGUCAGAUUAAAGCCUCUUUAAAUAAUGAAGGGGUUUUCAGUCACUGAGGGAGGCACACAACCCACACGUUACUCUAGCAAUUGUCUAGUGUUUCAACAUUAUACUUACUGAAAGUCUGCAAAUUGAUCAUUAUGUUAAAGAUCUUCCUAGCGCUCUUUGUUAAACCUGACUCUUGCAACUGUCUGCUAUACCAACCUUAUACUAAAUUAUUCAAAUUUACACUUUCCACUUUAUUUCUCUUAGAAUUACUAAACACUUCUACAGCAGAACAGAGGCGCUACUAAAAGGUGAUCCUCACAAGAAACCAUGUAGACUAAUUUGGAAAUAGAUGCUAUAAUCAACUGCAAAUGUUUAAAUUGUGCUCCCCCUAAAGUAUAACAUUGCUGUUCCCCUGCACUCAAUUCACCCAUCUCUUGUUCUUUUUAAAUAAUUUUCUUCAUCUUCUUUUAUUAUUUCUUUACUAAGAAUUAUCAGCACAAGCUUUCCACAUGCUUUGGUUUGGCACCCAUGCCCAUUUCCUCAGCAUGCCCUGUUACCAGUGUCUUCCUCAGAAAGUAGCUGGUGGUGGCGCCCUCUUUCUGCGCAUGGUGGCAACACAGGGGCUUUAGGACCCAGGAAAUGGCUCUGUCAACUAGCAUUUAGGCUGUAUUGAUUUGCUUGGUAGCCUUCACUAAUUCAUCUUUUGGAUUGUUUAGAUGUCAGUACUGCAUGAUGCCUGAAGAGCAUGGUUUAAAUUCACUAAAGGCAGGAAUUAUGUACAUCUCAAAUUGGUUCAAACUGUUCCCCACAUGCUGUGGCCUUCUGAAUGAAAAGCCAUAAUGUCUGUCAGUAGACAGCUGUUACUGAGAUUGUGUGCGUGUGUUUCAUUGGAAACAAUCUUCUUGUCAUCCCAGCUGUUAUCAUGUUCACUCUUUCUGAUUCCACAGGAAGGUUCCAGAAGGUCUCUGCUUGGAGUUCAUUUCAACUUUUUUCCAUGUUUCCAGUCUGUUUUAAGCUACCUCUGUGUCAAUGAAUAUCACAUAAAAAUCAGUUUCACACUGAUUUUCUCUUAAUUUCUAAUAUGCUCUCCAAAUCUACAAGAGGUUUUGGGUCACAUGGUUAUCUGAGUGCUCGCCUUUCUCUGUGAUGCAGCUGCCAUUUCUCAUCAACCAAAAUGUGUUGGCUGUGCAUUCUGCAUCCAGAUGAAUUCUUCAGUCAUGUUCCCGGAAUACUCAUGAGCUAUUAAAAGUAAACAUGUUCUGUAGGUUCUCUGCAGUCCAGACAAAGCUUCUGCACACAUUCAUAUUUAAUGUCAGUAGAGAAGUCCGAAAGAAAAAAAUGCAUUUAAAAAAAAACUUGUACAGUGCAAUCAUCCAACAUUAACGGUGGCCCGGGGCCACUAUGCCACGGUGUCGGGCCACCACCUACCUAUAGACACUGGCCCGCUUGGGCCAGUACAAAUACUGAAAAUUUUCACCCGCCGGUCUGAAACAUCUCGUCCAAGACAGGAUGUUGCGAUGACGUAAAGAGAAACUGCGACCAGUACCGCCUGACUGGAUAAAUGACCACGCAUUCGGGUUAGCCUCAAGAUGAUAGCUGAGUCUAACACUGCUAGCCACAUACAGAAGCUCAUAUUUUGCAGUCUGUAGAAUGUUAAUCUGCCCUCCCUAAGCGUGCUUUAAGAUGCAUAGUGACCCCCAGUUGGGUUUAAUGUAAAACUAAGUGCGCAACAAAAAUGAUUCCCCUCAUUUUAUAUUUAAAAACAAGCCAUAUCGUUUCAGAAAUCGCCAGAUUAAUGCUAACAGUCAAUGGAAAUUCCUAUUGACAGGCUAGCUAGUAUUAGCAUUUGGUCACAGGAGGGAUUUACCUUCAAAUAAAUAUUCACACACAAACGUCGUAGUAACACAUACAAACUGGUAAUAUAACAGUAGAUUAGGCUGGACCAAACUCUCGACCUCCUCUUGUUGACACACACACACACACAUAUAUAUAAAACAGUGAUUCAUUUGAUGGCAUCAUCAGCAGUUCUGUCACAACUGUAUUUAUGCUUUGAGUUGCAUACUAAUCAGUUGCGCUCAUAAUGUUCCUGCAGCCAUAAACUUAGCAUGAUGCAUAGAGAUUGGUAUAAACACAUGAGCUGGCUUAGCACAGAUAUUUAAUAAGGAAGCAUUCUCAGAUUCACUCUGACAGCUGUGACGUUGACACCAAUCAGUAGGCACGCUCUGUCAAACGAAGCGCUGUCUGUUAAUUAACUUGAAUAUUAGUAAUGAGGGUUAUAGUCAUUUGCGGAUCUGUAAUGAGAUAACACUACAAUUAGAGCCAAAUACAGUCAUUUCUAUUAACCUGGAUUUUUUUUUAACCUGAAUUAAUUUUUUAAUUGAAUUUCAUUGUACCCCUACAAAAAAAACAUAUAUAUAUUUUUUUUUUGUAUAUUUUUAUUUCCCCCCCCCCCCCUCUCUCUCUCUCCUCCUAAAUUUAGCGGACUGACACCAGAGCAUCUCCCUCACCAAUGUUGCCCAAAACUAACCUCUCUAUAUUAUUUUUUUAUUUUUUUAUUUUUACAAGCUUUGUUCUAUUGAGAACUUUGUUCUAUUGAGACUGUAAGUGUAGGUCAAUCAAUCAUAAAUAUUAUUGUAAUCUGUAUCUAUGAAAGAUAUAGAUUUGCACAUUUUUUAAAAAAGUCUUAGAUGCAAUGAACGCAGUGUGAUCAACAGUCCUAAAUAUAAAGCUCCUGUGAUAUAUUUUUUUAUCUGAAAUUUAAUGACAUGAGUUCAAGCUGCCCAUAGGGGAUGCCGCAAAAUGUUCGUAUUUAUACAUCUGUCAAUUUUAAAAUAUUGUACUGUACAGUGGAACCUCAGAGAUCAAUCACAAUCUAUUUUGUGAUGCAGCUUCUUUUUUUUCAUUAAAUACAAACUCAAUUUUCAUUUGAGAUGAAUUCAAUUUGGUAAAACCUGUGCCCGAGCAGAACUAUCACUAUUACAUUAGAACUAUUACAUCAUUAAACCUUUAAUAAAAACAUGAAAUCUUUUAAACAACAUUUUGUCAUACAAUAAAGUAUUUAAACACUCUUGACUUUGAGGAAUGAGGAGGGAUACUUUGUUGCUGAUGCAAUUCUUUUAGUGCAGAAUUAACCAAUAAUGUAACGCUGAAUCUUAAAAUGUAAUUGCAACGCUUGACCUUUUGAUCACAAGUGAGAGUUAGGCUAUAUAGCAGCUUCUCAGUUUGUGGGUAGGGCAAGAAGCUGGUAUAGCAAUCUACAACUUUAUUCUUGGGAGGCACAUCUGCUUCACAGUUCUGAGAACCAGGGUUCAAAUCCGGCCUAGCCUGUGUGGAGUUUGCAUGUUUUCCCCAUGCCUGCGUGGUUUUUCUCCGGGUAUUCCGGUUUCCUCCCACGUCCCAAAAACAUGCACGGUAGGUUAAUUGAAGACUCUAAAUUGUCCGUAAGUGUGAAUGUUAGUGCGAAUGGUUGUUUGUUUAUGUGCCCUGUGAUUGCCUGGCGACCAGUUCUCGCCCGCAGUUAGCUGCGAUCGGCUCCAGCAUACCUGCGACCAUGAACAUAAGUAAUGUAGAAAAUGGAAAAAAUUGAUGCAUCUUUAUUCUUCUUGAGAAACAACACAAACAAAUGGUCAGUCACAGAAGAUCGACAAUCAAAUCCAGUAACACACCAAUAAAUGAGACUUGUCUACAUUUGAAACUCGCAUUAUACUGUCUGAAACACAGAAGAAUGCAUGGUAACAUCCAGUGGAUAUUCUUCUUCUCCUCGCACAGCAUUUUUCUUCUUUCAGCACUUCUGUCAUUAAACAUUUUGGCGAAAAACCUGACACCAUCCAUUCUCAUUGAAGGAUAUUUGUCAAUUUCCCAUACUUUAUGAGCUUUAUGAGUUGAGGUUCCACUGUUCAUUGGUAUAUAUUAUUGUAGCUCAAUAAGAUUUGUGCGUUUUAAGCUCAACUGGUGAUUAUCAAAUAAUGAUCAAUGUAUGUGCAUUUGUCUGUGUAAGAAAGAACGUAUGAAUAUGCGUCUGUCUUUAUCGUUCAAGACCCUGCUAAAGACAGCAUAGGCCAUGCUGUUCUCUAACAGUUUUUUCUCAUCCUUCCUCUUCCUCUGAAAUGGACCUUUUACAGAUGGAGAAGAUAGCCCAAGAGAGGGAAAAGUUUGCAGAUGAAGACAGCAUAUUUUACACUCUGGGAGAAUGUGGCCUCAUCUCCUUCUCUGACUACAUCUUUCUCACCACUGUGCUUUCCACUCCCCAGAGGAACUUUGAGAUUGCUUUUAAGAUGUUUGAUCUCAACGGUGAUGGAGAGGUAGACCUGGAGGAGUUUGAACAGGUCCAGAGCAUUAUCCGUUCUCAAACAAGUAUGGGCAUGCGACACCGCGAUCGCUCAACCACAGGAAACACCCUAAAGACAGCCGGCUGCAGUUCGGCACUCACCACCUACUUCUUUGGAGGAGACCUGAAGGGAAAACUUACCAUCGGCAGCUUCCUGGAGUUUCAGAGGAAGCUGCAGCAUGAUGUGCUUAAGCUCGAGUUUGAGCGGAAUGAUCCUGUGGAUGGACGAAUCUCAGAGAGACAGUUUGGCGGUAUGCUGCUGGCUUACAGCGGCGUUCAGUCUCGUAAACUCAAGCAGAUGCAGAAGGGAUUGAAAAAGAUGUUUAAGGAUGCACAGGGUAUCACAUUUGAGGAGGUGGAGAAUUUCUUUACCUUUCUGAAGAAUGUCAAUGAUGUGGACACAGCGCUGAGUUUCUACCACAUGGCUGGAGCAUCCAUAGAUAAAGUGACCAUGAAACAGGUGGCCCGCACCGUAGCCAAGGUGGAGUUGUCAGAUCACGUGUGCGACGUGGUCUUCGCCCUGUUCGACUGCGACGGGAAUGGCGAGCUCAGUAAUAAGGAGUUCAUCGCCAUUAUGAAGCAGCGGCUCAUGCGUGGGCUGGAAAAACCCAAGGACAUGGGCUUCACUCGGUUGGUGCGCGCCAUGUGGAAGUGUGCUCAGGACACCGCCUGGGACUUUGCAAUGCCAAAGACAUAAUGGAGAGCAAAGGUGACACGCGAGUGGGAGUAACAACGCCAUUAGAGGCAGACAUUUUCCUUCAAAAGUUCCAACGACUGCAGCCAUGAGGUGUUUCAUCGCCCAUUCUGGUGUCAUGAUGCAUGCACAGUGUGUCUGUGAGGCUUCCCGUCAAUGCAUCACACACUUUUGUAUAAUGGGAAAUAUAUAAGUAUAUAUUUAUUUUUUGCCAUAUUCAGUGCACCAUGUGACCUUUUUUUUAAAUCUUGAAUCUUAUUAGGCAAGUUUGUUAGAAUCUCUAUAGUUACUUCCAAGGUUCUUUUACCAUUUAAAUAUUUUUUGUUCUUUUAUGUCACUAAAAUAUCUAUAAAUGUGUACUUGUCCAAAUAUUACAUUGUGCACUGAAACACUUAUGAUGAAUGUAAUGCAAAUUAAAGAUUUGUAUUGAGAAAUGUAA